AUGAUAGACAUUGUAUACGCACAAGACAAGCGCUACCCCGGCCCCGACAUUAACGCGCCCAAGGCAGGGGAGAUCUUGACGCAAGAGCAGCUCGAUGCCAUGAACCCGUUGUACUCUUGGGCAGAUGUCAAGGAGAUUGCCCGGGCGGGGAGGCUGGAUAAAUUUGGACGUACUGGUAAAGUACAAUACACGUAUGAACAAUGGAAAGCGCAUGUCAUCAAGGAGCAUGGUACCUUGGAAAAGUACCUCAAAAUCAACAACCUGCCCUGGGGGGAAGAGUCCGAUGACGCGGAUGCUGCCGUCCAGAAACAGCACUCUGUAGACGGUGUCGACGCAUAUCUCCGUUGGGACAAGAUGAAAGACGGCAAGAAUAAGACCUGGGCUGUCCUUCGUAAUCAAAUGCCAUACGCCCUUCCUCGGGACGUCCGACACUUUGUCGUUUGGGUCAGAGUACCAAUCUACAGCCCCAAGCUCGUACAUGAUGACAAAGAUAAGUGGGAAAAGAUCCAAAACGAAGGCCUCGGGGGAUUUACCGGCAUCAUCCCGCCCGCCGACGACUGCUCAAACCUCAUCCUCCCCUCCGGGCCCCCUCCCACCCGCCAUGACUUCUUCUCCUCCCUCUCCGCCUCCACCGGCGACUGGCAUCACUACGACCAACUCCGCGGCUGUACCGACAUACAAAAAUGGUAUGGAGUGCGGUACGAAGCGGAGGGGGGGCAUGAGGUUGGGAGUAUGGUUAGGGCGUUGUGGGAUGAGAGGGGGUGGGAAUGUGUUUGGGUUGCGAAUCCUCCGAGGAUACAAUCGGUGCGGGGAUUAGCUCACUUUCAUGUGUUUGCGCGACGAAAGACGCCUGAUGAGAUUGAUGCUUCCGAGGCGGUUUGGGGUACUGAUUGA
Messenger RNA from Cryptococcus amylolentus CBS 6039, 894 nucleotides. RefSeq lists its product as hypothetical. The record is from RefSeq and is a predicted model, not a curated record. Gene Ontology annotation, biological process: N-acetylglucosamine metabolic process. NCBI's taxonomy places the organism in Eukaryota, Fungi, Basidiomycota, Tremellomycetes, Tremellales, Cryptococcaceae. The transcript has 6 exons. The coding region runs from base 1 to 894 and encodes 297 amino acids. Gene Ontology annotation, cellular component: cytoplasm.